ACCAGCUACUGACCAUGUCAACAGAGUUCCAGGAUGCUCACCUUGCAGAGGUGAAACCUCUGGUGGAGAAGGAGGAGGCCAUCACUCGCCUCCUUCCAGACUUUGAUGUUCAGGAGCAAGAUGUGGAGACUGUGCACGGCUCGGUCCGUGUCACCAUGUGCGGGACUCCCAAAGGGAACCGGCCAGCUAUCCUCACCUACCAUGACAUCGGGCUGAAUCACAAAACUUGCUUCAAUCCUCUCUUCAACUUUGAGGAUAUGCAGGAAAUCACCCAGCACUUUGCAGUCUGCCAUGUGGAUGCACCUGGUCAGCAGGAUGGAGCACCGUCUUUCCAAGCUGGGUACGUGUAUCCCUCCAUGGAUCAGCUGGCCGAAAUGAUUCCCGGAAUCCUGAAACAGUUUGGGCUGAAGACCAUUAUAGGAAUGGGAACUGGGGCCGGUGCCUACAUCUUAACCAGAUUUGCUUUAAACCACGCGGAGAUGGUGGAGGGAUUAGUUCUCAUUAAUGUAAACCCUUGUGCUGAAGGUUGGAUGGACUGGGCAGCAACUAAGAUUUCAGGUUGGACAAAUGCUUUACCAGACAUGGUCAUUUCACAUCUUUUUGGAAAGGAAGAGAUUCACAGCAACCAUGACCUGAUCCGUCAUUACCGUCAGCAUAUUAUUAAUGAUAUGAAUCAAACCAACCUUCAUCUCUUUGUCAACUCUUACAACAGUCGGCGAGACCUAGAGAUUGAGCGCCCUGUUCCUGGAAUAAAUGUUGUCACCCUUCAAUGCCCCGUCCUGCUGGUGGUUGGCGACAGUUCCCCGGCGGUGGACGCCGUGGUUGAAUGCAACUCAAAGCUGGACCCAACAAGGACCACGCUUCUGAAGAUGGCUGACUGCGGUGGGCUCCCUCAAGUUUCCCAGCCUGCCAAGCUUGCAGAAGCUUUCAAAUACUUUGUUCAGGGAAUGGGAUACAUCCCCUCUGCUAGCAUGACCAGGCUGAUGAGGUCCCGCACCGCUUCUGGCUCCAGCGUAACCUCUUUGGAAGGCACGAGGAGCCGGUCUCACACCGGGGAGGGAACGAGGAGCCGAUCCCACACCGGGGACGGUGCCAGGAACCGCUCCCACACAGACACGCGCAUCGAGCUGACACCGAACUCGGCAAGCAACGCUGAACAAUCAAGCCCCAAGUCCAUGGAAGUGUCCUGUUAGAUGGCUGUGGGAGGUUUAAACUGGUCACAGUGUGAAAAAGUAAUGGAUGCCCCCCGUGUCUCGCAAAAACAUAACUGGUAUUAAUCUCAAGCUAUUCUGUAGGAUGAACUCUGUUCACCAGGGUCUGACAGGGACCAAAGAAAAGAAGCAUCUCAUUUGCUCUGUCGUUAUUCUUGUAACUCAGACAGUUGCUGCUAUUGUGCCCUCCUUCAAUGGAUGCCAAAUUCUAAAGGAUACUUGCCAAAAGCUGAUGUGGUUGUAAACACUUCACAGUCAAACCAGACUUGCUUAAAAUCCUCCUUUAAAAUCAAAGCUGUUACAUGCCCCUUUAUCUCUUAUUCUCUUGAAGUAAACUGGCACAAUUUGAGACGAGUUUCAAAGAGGGGGAGAAAAAAAUCACUAUUAUGGAUGGCUUUUAAAGAAGGAAACGAAACAAAUGUGUUAUAGCCUCAUGUUGAAGCUGGAGUCGAAUUCAUUGUAUA
Messenger RNA from Fulmarus glacialis (Northern fulmar), 1675 nucleotides. RefSeq names its product N-myc downstream regulated 1 (gene NDRG1). The transcript is spliced from 15 exons. Gene Ontology annotation, cellular component: cytoplasm. The record is from RefSeq and is a predicted model, not a curated record. The coding region runs from base 15 to 1193 and encodes 392 amino acids. Lineage: Eukaryota; Metazoa; Chordata; Aves; Procellariiformes; Procellariidae. Gene Ontology annotation, biological process: signal transduction.